UUUCUCGGUUCAGAUUGCAAAGAAGAGGAAAAUGGAAGCAGCACAGAGAAGCAGGGAACACAGGGAAGAGCCGCGGAAGCUGGAGCCACAUCUGGAAGAGUGUUACUUUGUAAAUGCUGCUGUGCUUCCUGAAUUCCGUCCACGACCAUCUUCCUUUGCUGCCGCUGCCCCAAGGACAAGAUCCGCCAGUGAAUCACUGAUGGAGCAGCCCCUUAUGAUCCACGGUCUAAGCAUUCCAGAGUACCAAAGACUCUAUCAUUCAGUGGAGGAUCCGAUGCUCGUGACGUCCACUGGACAGCUACGUUGCUACUCCAUGAAGCUGGGCCUUAGGAUCAAGCAGCUCCUGUGGGAGACGCUCAACUGUCCCUCCUUGAUAGAGGUGCAGUUACGUGAUAGUAAGCAGAUACGUUAUACUGAGAAAUUCAAAAAACCAUCACUGAAAAGCUUCGCUCCUCAUUUUGACUUGGACACCAGUAAAGAGCCCAAGCCACAAAGCCAAAGAGGAAGAGGAAAAAGACCUAAAUGAAGGAGGAAGAGGUAAAAACUGCUUUAUUCUGGUCUGGGUCCCAGUGGUUCCGGAGUCAAUCCUGGGACGCUGGGUGCGUGGUGGAGACAUACCCUGCAUGGGAAGCCAGUCCAUUAAAGGGCACCGUUCACCACAUUUCACACCUAGUGGGUAUUUAGGAACAAGUGGCGCAGCAGGUAGUGUUGCCACCUCUGUCUGUAAAACUUGGCUCUACUUUGCCCCAGGUGUGAAUUAGUGUGUAUGUGUGUGGUGCCCUGCAAUGGACUGCCAUCCUUUUGGAGUGAAUUCUCCCACCUUGUGUCCAGCGUUCCCAGGAUAGGCUUCUCAUCCACCGGGACCCCAAUCAGGAUAAAGUGCUUACUAAUGAUGAAUGAAGGAAUAUCACUCUUAUUACGCCAUCUAUAAUACCUUAUGAUAUAUUGUACAUUGCUCAGACUGAAUAAUUUUAUUAUCGCGCUACUGAUAGAUAUUAGAUUUUAUUCCACCCAUC
Messenger RNA from Pangasianodon hypophthalmus (striped catfish), 1016 nucleotides. RefSeq lists its product as uncharacterized. Bases 32 to 526 code for a protein of 164 amino acids. The record is from RefSeq and is a predicted model, not a curated record. Lineage: Eukaryota; Metazoa; Chordata; Actinopteri; Siluriformes; Pangasiidae. The transcript has a single exon.